AUGGCUCUUCAAUGGGUAGAUAGACAUCGACCUACCUCUCUAAAUGAGCUGAGUUUUCACAGCGAUUUAUCACAAAGACUCGGAACUUUGGCUUCAGAUGGUGACUUUCCACAUUUGCUAGUUUAUGGACCAUCCGGUUCCGGAAAAAAGACACGUAUCAAUUGUGUUAUUAAGGAGCUGUUUGGUGAGGGUGUUGAAAAGAUCAAAGUGGAAGAAAGGUUAUUCCAGACACCAUCAAACAAGAAAUUACCCUUUUAUACUGUUUCUAGCAUCUACCAUCUUGAAAUGACACCAAGUGAGGUUGGAUUUUCUGAUCGAGUCGUCAUUCAAGACUUGUUGAAAGAAAUCGCACAAACACCACAGCUUGAUUCUAAUGCCAAACAUCAAUUUAAGGUUGUCGUAAUAAACGAAGCGGAUGCUUUGUCUCAUGAUGCUCAAGCUGCUCUUCGCCGUACUAUGGAAAAAUAUAUGGCAAAUUUGCGGGUAAUUCUCUGUUGUAAUAGUUCAAGCAAGAUAAUUUCACCAAUUCGGAGCAGAUGCUUAUUGGUUAGAGUGGGGGCUCCAUCAGUUGCUGAGGUAAUGAAGGUCCUUCAUAUUUUUUCGAACAAAGAGAAUUUUGUACUUUCUUCCGCCGUUGCCGAAAAAAUUGCAGAAGAAUCCGAUGGAAAUUUACGCAAGGCGAUAUUAAUGCUGGAAUCGCUCAAAUUUACCAGUGGGAAUGAUUACCCAAGGGCUGACACAAUAGUCAAACUUGAUUGGGAGGUUUAUAUUAGUGACAUAGCUAAAGCUAUAAUAGCAAAUCAGAGCGAAACAAAUCUCGAAUCAAUUCGGAAAAUGUUUUAUCAACUUAUCUUUUCAUGUAUUGAGCCAUCUCUAAUUAUAAAGACAUUGGCAUUUGAAUUGGUAAAGUAUAUUGAACAUGAGGAUGUAAAAUGCCAAAUAAUAUUGGAGGCUGCAGAUUGUGAACAUCGACUUCAUCUUGGGCAGAAAAAAAUCUUUUAUCUUGAAGCUUUUGCCAUUAAAACCAUGCAUAUUUACAAAUGGUAA
Molecule: messenger RNA, 1047 nt
Organism: Ambispora gerdemannii
Lineage: Eukaryota; Fungi; Glomeromycota; Glomeromycetes; Archaeosporales; Ambisporaceae
Source: the annotation of a GenBank genome assembly